Molecule: messenger RNA, 1398 nt
Organism: Acyrthosiphon pisum (pea aphid)
Lineage: Eukaryota; Metazoa; Arthropoda; Insecta; Hemiptera; Aphididae
Exons: 5
Coding region: 230-856 (208 amino acids)
Source: RefSeq, a predicted model, not a curated record
UCAAAACGAUCGUUAUCAACGCUGGUUGCUGGCAAUUGACAAAGCGUCUUAUACGAGUUAUACGUAUACCACAGGAAAAUAUUAUUAUGCUCAUUGUUUUCUGUUUAGUGUGUAUACUUAAUAGUAAAUAAAACUGUGUUUAUUUAAACGUAUUUUUUUUUAUUUAAUCGGUAUUUAGUAUACCAUAGUUGAUUAUAAAAGAAUAUUGAAAACACUAAACAACAAAAAAAUGUCCGAUAUACGAAAACGACGUUCUAGUUUUUUCCCAAAACCUGUUGAAGAGAAUGAAAAACAAUUGGAGCUGUUUAAAAACAUGGAUUGGGUAAAUGAAGAAAAAGAAAACAUUGUUUCUAAUUCAAUGAUAUUUGGCGGUCAAGGAAAACAAACAUUACAAGUUUACACAAAAACGGACGUGUUCUCAAUCAAAAAAUAUACUGAAAAAUUGAGAAGUCGUAAACAAGAAUAUCCAAAAUUGGUAUCUAUUAAACAAGAAGAACAAAUUCAUUUAAAAGAGAAAUUACGUAAAGGCAAAGUUGAAAUAAAUUGGGAAACUGCUUGUGAUGGAUUAACAGACUUUGAACGAGAUUUUACUUUUAAUAGACCUAAUUAUAAGUGUUUAGUCGAAAAAAUCCAUUUACUCACGUUACAUACGUCUUUAGUUAAAAGAUCCAAUUAUGAACUAAAUUUUAUUUUAAAUGCAUAUAAUAGGCGGGCUAAUGAAGAAAUAAAUAAAUUACAAGAAUUGUUUAUUGAUAAAAUUGUAGAAGACAGUGGUGUUGGUACUUCAUACUACAGUAGUGAUACAAAUUCGUCAACUACGGAUUCGUCUGAAGACGAAAGUUUAAAAUUUAAUUAAAUUUUGCAAUAUUAUUAAUAAUACAAAUUAUACAAAAAAAAAAAAUUUAUUUCAUAUAAAAUUAUAAAGUGUAUUACCUACAUUUCAAUACAUAUUAGAUUUUUGGGUUAAUAAAUGUAUAAAUCCUAAUACAAAACAAAUUGAUUCAAAUGUUAAUUCUAUAUAACCUAUAAUUAUUUCUAAAUAAAUUAUAUAUGUUUGCCAUCUAAUUAAAUGUAAUGUACCCAAAAUGGUUGCAAUGUUAAGUAUUGAUGAUACAACAAUAGGUGGUGCUUUAUCUGUAAGGUUUCCUUUGCUGCCCAAAGCUAUACGGCUUCUUUGUAAUGGGUACAAUAACGCGAGAAUGAACCAUUCAACAGCUGUAAUCCUCGUUGGAUAUGGUAAUUUAUAAGUUUUUAAAAUGCAAACUAUUAUCUCAAUAAUGUAAUACAACAAAAAAUAAUAACGAUUAAAAUAAAGAAUAACUUGGUAAUGUAAUGAAGGAGCCAUAUUUAAAAUAAUAUCUCUUAAACUUUUAUUCCUUAAUAAAUAAUUGUUUUUUA